Molecule: messenger RNA, 1419 nt
Organism: Lottia gigantea (owl limpet)
Lineage: Eukaryota; Metazoa; Mollusca; Gastropoda; Lottiidae
Exons: 2
Coding region: 1-1419 (472 amino acids)
Source: RefSeq, a predicted model, not a curated record
AUGCCCUCUAAUUCACCUAGUGACCUUAUACCUUCUAGAACAGUGACACCCUUAUAUAGUGAACUUACAACUUCGAAAACAGAAACACCCCUUUAUAGUGUUUUAACAUCUUUUCAUACCGGAGUACUAACAAGUUACAGUGAAACACUAACAUCUGCUGUUGAUAGCAAAAUACUAACAUCUGAUGUUGAUAGCCAAACACUAACUUCUGAUAUUGAUAGUCAAACACUAACCUAUUCUCUUGAUAGUGAAACUUAUGCAGUUGAAAGUGGAACACUAACUUUUGCUGUUGAUAGUGAAGCAACCUGGCUAUCAACAUUGCUUACACUAACUGAUAACUUAACACCAAGUGAACAAUUAACACUAACUCAAGUUCCUUCACAAUCUCCUAUACAAAUUGAUCUAACUUAUGCCAUAGAGAGCUCUAGUGUUUUAACCUCUAACAAUGUGGAAUCAAUUCAAUUUCAAAGCACAAGCAUUAGUGAUUUAAGUGAUGUGGCGCUUAGUUCUAGCAUAGAUGAAACAGCUUUUAGCUCAAUGAUUGACUCUAGUGAUUCCAUACUUGCAAGUGACUUCAGUCAGCUCUCAAGUAGUACAGCAAUGCUUAAUACAGGAAGCUUAAUUAGCUCUAGUGACAUUACACCUAGCUUUAGUGAUAGUUCAGAGAGAGUGAUUGACACUGCACCUAGUGACUUCAUAACAAGCGAUCAUGUCGGGAGCUCUAAUGGACUAGAUGCUUCUGUAGAAUCGCCAAGCAGCUUGUUGGUCAUUCAGACUGGCUCAUUGGAUUUUAGUCUUCAUUCAUCAUUCAUGGGUACCUCUCUGGUGGCUUUGACAUUUUUAGACUCUUCUUCAGUAUUGGAAAGUGACUCUUCUUCUGUAUUGGCAAGUGACUCUUCUUCAAUAUUGGAAAGUGACUCUUCCUUAGUAUUGGCAAGUGACUCUUCCUUAGUAUUGGCAAGUGACUCUUCUUCAGUAUUGACAAGUGACUCUUCUUCAGUAUUGGCAAGUGACUCUUCUUCAAUAUUGGAAAGUGACUCUUCUUCUGUAUUGGAAAGUGACUCUUCUUCAGUAUUGGAAAGUGACUCUUCCUUAUCGUCAAGUCAACCAUCAGAGAGUACUCCUUCAUCAUUAACGCCAUCUUUAACGCCAUCAGUAACACCAUCAUCAGCAUUACUAACAGAAACAUCAACCAUCUUGAAUUCACCAAGCGUCAGCACCAUUAUUGACUCUAGUUCUGUAUCCACAGUAUCAUCAGUGGUACCAAAUGUUACAGACGGCCUGAAUUCCAGUGAUAGUUAUAUAAACUACUGGAUCAGAACAGGUGAGUGGCAUAAUAAACUACAUUCGGUUCUAACAUUAAAAACAACAAGUAAGGGCCUACACAGUUGUCAAGGAGGGGCCACACAAGCAAAAUGA